Messenger RNA from Oryza brachyantha (malo sina), 1205 nucleotides. Its product is annotated as chloroplast envelope quinone oxidoreductase homolog. The coding region runs from base 66 to 1082 and encodes 338 amino acids. NCBI's taxonomy places the organism in Eukaryota, Viridiplantae, Streptophyta, Magnoliopsida, Poales, Poaceae. Gene Ontology annotation, molecular function: oxidoreductase activity. The record is from RefSeq and is a predicted model, not a curated record. The transcript is spliced from 4 exons.
UAGACAGCAAUGGAGAGCGCGCGCGGUGACGAUUGAUCACACCGGUGGCGGCGGCGGCGGCGGCCAUGGCGACGGCGUCCCCUCCUCCUUCCGGGAAGAUGCGUGCCGUGCAGUACGACAGGUACGGCGGCGGAGCUGAAGGCCUCACGCACGUGGAGGUGCCGAUCCCGGCGCCGAAGAAGGGCGAGGUGCUGAUCAAGAUGGAGGCGGCGAGCAUCAACCCGAUCGACUGGAAGAUUCAGAGCGGGAUGGUCCGUCCAUUUCUGCCAUGGAGGUUCCCAGUGAUUCCAGCGUGCGAUCUCGCCGGAGAAGUCGCGGCGGUCGGCGGCGGGGUGAGCGGCUUCAAGCUCGGCGACAGGGUCGUCUCCAUCAAUUUCCCGAGCGGUGGCGGGUUCGCCGAGUACGCGGUGGCGCAGGCGUCGCUCACGGUGGCGCUGCCGCCGGGGGUGUCCGCGGCCGAAGGCGCGUGCCUGCCGCUCGCGGCGGUCACCGCGCUCCAGGCUCUGAGGGCGGCCGGGGCCGGCUUGGGCGGGGGCGCGGAGCCCAAGAACGUGCUGGUCACCGCGGCCUCCGGCGGCGUCGGCCACUUCGCGGUGCAGCUCGCCAGGCUGGGCGGCCACCGCGUCACGGCCACCUGCGGCGCGCGCAACCUCGGCCUCGUCGAGAGCCUCGGCGCCGACGAGGCGCUCGACUACGGCACCCCGGAGGGCGCCGCGCUCCGGAGCCCGUCCGGCCGGAGGUACGACGCCGUGGUGCACUGCGCGCCGGCGUUCCCCUGGUCGGUGUUCGACCGCGUGCUCGCCGACGACGGCGGCGUGGUUGUCGACAUCACGCCCUCCCCCGCCGCCGUCGCCACCGCGCUGCUCCACAGGGUGAGCUUCUCCAAGAAGAGGCUGACGCCCUUCAUGUUCUCGCCGAACAAGGAGGACACGGAGCUGCUGGUGGACAUGGUGAGGCAGGGGAAGCUCAAGCCCGUCGUCGACUCGAGCUACCCUCUGAGCAACGCGCCGGAGGGCUGGACGAAGAGCAUAGGAGGCCAUGCCACCGGCAAGGUCAUCGCGAAAAUCGGACAAGAAGAAUGAGCACGAAGGUAGUGGUGUAUAAUACGCGAGCGUUCGAUCGGCGAAUCGCGUUUUGCUUCGUAUUGCACGUAUCAACCAAAUACUUACUCCGUGUUAUAAUAUAAAAUGUUUGAUCUUUUUUAA